Molecule: messenger RNA, 191 nt
Organism: Acaulospora colombiana
Lineage: Eukaryota; Fungi; Glomeromycota; Glomeromycetes; Diversisporales; Acaulosporaceae
Source: the annotation of a GenBank genome assembly
AGUUAUGCGCCUAGACGAAAAAUUUACAGAUGUUGGCCCAAAAGGUCCACUACCUAAAAGGACCGGUGCAGUAGCAGGACAAAAAGCUUCGAUACCUGCCGCCCUCAUCUUUGCCCUCGGAUGUUAUGGUGCUGGUGGCGCGGGAUUGGGAUCGAAACAAGGCCUCUCUCAAUCUUCAACGAUGCUGGGUA